CAUAUUUACAUAAUUCCGGCAAAAGUCACUGCAAUCCAAUCUGCACUGCAAUUUAACAAACGAAAAAUGCCUCCCCAGCUGAAAGAUAUCCCUCCCCAACCGAAAACUCCCGAAGAGGAGGAAGUGUUCAAAAAUUUGUGGUCGAUCCGACCGUGUUACCUUUACAACGAGGAGUACGAUGAUUGCACCGGCAUUCGAGCACGGUUCCACCAGUACUUCAUCCAUGGGGACAGCAUCGAUUGCAACCAGUGGAAGCGAGAUUUCGACAAUUGUGUGAAAUUCGAGCGAAAUCCUCAUAACACGAAGAGCGCUCUGGAGCUGAUUGAAAGUGAAAAAAUAAGAAGAACCGAGAGACUUAAGGCACACUAUGGAAACGAUGUGUGGGCAAAGCGUAGCAAAGCUCCGGAAGAUUGGGCGAAGCCCUUGCCGGAAAAGCUGCAAAAGGAGUACGAAAAUUCCUAUUUGGAGCUUAAGGCAAGGGAGAUGCGUGGAGAGGUGGAACCAUCCAAAGAGGAUGGUCGAACGAUGUGCGUCAUCAUGUAAAGAAGCAUAUUGUCGUUUAAGUUUAGUUUUAUUGAGUUCUUAGCACAUUAUACAUUUAAUACAAGAUUAA
This is a messenger RNA of Ochlerotatus camptorhynchus, 613 nucleotides long. RefSeq names its product synaptic plasticity regulator PANTS. Lineage: Eukaryota; Metazoa; Arthropoda; Insecta; Diptera; Culicidae. The record is from RefSeq and is a predicted model, not a curated record. The transcript is spliced from 2 exons. Bases 67 to 543 code for a protein of 158 amino acids.